Molecule: messenger RNA, 2190 nt
Organism: Fusarium poae
Lineage: Eukaryota; Fungi; Ascomycota; Sordariomycetes; Hypocreales; Nectriaceae
Exons: 5
Coding region: 1-2190 (729 amino acids)
Biological process (GO): proteolysis
Molecular function (GO): serine-type endopeptidase activity
Source: RefSeq, a predicted model, not a curated record
AUGGAGGCACUACGACUUCUUGGGAAUGAGGCUGAGCGACAACUUUCAUGUCAAAGACUUGAUGGCUCUCGGGAUCCAGCUAUCAUGGACGCGAAUCAACAGAUGAGAGACAAUGAUUAUUAUGAAAAGCUUAGCUCUCUACAGCAACAGAUCAUUGGCCACGUUGGCAACGAAUCGAUACACUGGUGUAAUUCACGAUUGCAUCACGCAUCACUACUCUGGCAACUUCCAUCUUUUUGCAAUGAUGGCAUCGUCGUCCGCCAAAGGGCCAUCAAGAAGCGCAAUUGGGCCCUCCGAACAUCUGCCAAGCUAAGGAUAUAUGAUACUGAUGAUAUUUGGAGAUAUAGUGAGUCUGUAAAGCGACUGGAGAAAUUCAGCAUCGAGAUGAUCGAUCGACUCGAGUCUGCCGAGCUAGUCCUUUAUCUUUUAAAGCCUCUACCAGACGGCCUCACUGAAUUGUCGACAUUUAAAAUGAUCGAUGUUCUACGACAGCUGGUAAUCCAGUCUUUACAGGCGUUAAAUACGGAAACGACUUUCCAGACGCUGGGCUUUCUCGCUAAACUAAGGCAAAAUUUCGAAUCUAGAGAAGAAAGGCACUGGUACCGGCUGCUGGCAGAUCUUCUGAUACUGCACCCACGCGUCACCAUCAUCAUUGACGUGGGGAUCCUACGUCAAAACUUCCAAGAAGCUGAUGCGUGGCCGGCUGGAUUUGCGAACCUCUUGCAGCUGCUGGAAGACAAAACCUACGUAAAGAUGAUGUUGGUAACUGGUCAUCCUAUGACUCCCCCCGACGAUCCAGUGGUUAGGUCAAUUAAGGUCGGUCAUAUUACAAACAGGGGUUUCUCCCCGAGAUUACCGAUGCGCCGUCUGCGCGACUCAGCUGGGAGCGAAGAAGGACGCCAGAAACCCCACAACACCACGAGAGAUCAAGGUAACUCAAAUGUGACAAAUGACCUGGCAUUUUUCAAUAGUCGUGAGGGCGAGAUAAUUUCUUGCGGGUCUAUCAACGAGACAAACCCUCUUGUUGAAGACGCUACUCUGACUGAUCAAUCGGAACACACAAUAGCGAAACCAUCUAAUAAUUCCGAUGCAUCUGCCCAUGGAUUGACGGGUAUGCUGGAUAAAUAUAGUCAGGGAGCUUUCCAGGCGUCCGCUGAUGACUCAGAGACGAGAUCAACAACCCGAUGGUUCAAACUACUACGAGAUAGAACACACGAGUUCCUGUACCGCCAAGGUUUGGAGUCGAUCUCUGCAGUUAAAAUUGCUGUUCUCGACACUGGGUUUGCCUACGAAUCACCCGAGGAGAAACGGGCCCUGAAACCAUACUACCAACGCAUCAAGAAAUGUGUCAACUUCAUUGAUGGCGACCCGGACUCUAAAGCCAAGACGGAUCCUUCCGGACAUGGAACAGCAGUAGCGGUACAAAUACUCAAAGUAAGUCUAACGGCUGUCUUGUAUAUCUGUCGGGUGGUCCGUUCCGAUGGGGUUCCAGAUAAGGCGGCUGUUGAAAAGGCUAUAAGAAUAGCGGCUGCUAAACCAACUAAAGACAGUCCAGAAGGGUGGGGGGUUGAUAUCAUCAACAUGUCCUUCGGCUGGCCUUUUAGUCAUGAAGGCGUCCGAGAUGCUAUUCACCUUGCACGCCAAGAUGGAGUUCACAUGUUUGCGUCAACCUCCAAUGACGGGCUCCUGGGUGAUAUCCUAUACCCGGCACGCGAUGAGAAUGUGAUUGCUGUGGAUGCAGCCGGCGGUUUUGGAGAGCAUGCCGGAAGUGCCCCGUCUUCGACUUCUGAGCACAGUCGAGGCUUACGAUUCAGUGCACCAGGUAUGGGGAUAACCUCUCCAAAUACCAAGACCAUCUAUUCAGGCUCUUCGUUCGCAUGCCCCAUUGCUGCGGGAGUCACAGCCUUGAUACUUGAGUUCGCUCGACAGAGUCCUCUGAGCAAAAGCCCGGAUGUUCAGGUGUACUUGAAGCGAAUGCCUGCGAUACUUGCUAUGUUGAGACGUGCGAGCGUCGAGAAAGGUGGCGAUGGCGUCAAGUUUUUAACGCCUUGGGAACUGAUUGGUAAUAUCGGGGAGAAGAGGUUGAUAACUGCUUGGAAUGUCGUUAGAGAGCUACAACGUGAGUAUGGCUUGCAAGUGACUGUUACUGCGUUAGUGGAACCAGGUAUGUGCCUCAAGCCUCUUAGCUAA